GUGCAAUUGUGCAGAUCAAAGCGUUCAUACAAUUGAAGUUGACAACGGAGGUGGUAUGCAUUGAUGUGAUGGACAGAGAAAAGUGACACCGGAUAUAUGUUUAUACCAAUUUGAAUACAAAUUAAAAUUGUUUAAUAUUGAUAACAACAAUCAUGAUAAUAACUAAUUUUAUUGCAAUUACAUAGAAUAAAAUUAUUAGUAGACAAUGUCAGCCCAAACAACAAUGACGGAGCACCGCAAAGCCGAUAAAGAACUGAAAACCUCACCAAAGCGUGCGCCAGCAAUCGAAUAUGUUGCCGAGUACACCAAGCGUAGUGCAUGGGAGUUCUGUGACGUCACACCAAUCCACGGAUGUAAACAUUUUCUUGGUUCCAAUAAUUUACCUAUCGAGCGAUUGUGGUGGAUUUUUGUAUUUGUUGUUUCGUUUUACUACUGCAUACAUCUCGUAUACACCAUCUACGAAGAGUGGCAACGCGAUCCAAUUAUUGUUAGUUUCGAACAGAAAACCUCAUCGAUCUAUUCGAUUCCUUUCCCGGCCGUUACCAUUUGUCCCGAAACGAAGGUCAAGACCUCCGUAUUGAAUAUGUCGCAAACUUUUGAAUUGGUUCGCAAAAACAAGUUGAAUGAAACGAUCGAUGAAGAACGUGUAAGGAGACUACUGCUGCUACUACAGCUGUGUGAUUACAAUAUCUACGACAAACAUGAAACGCCAUUCUACUUUGAUGAUGUCUUGAUCGAGCUCCGAAGAAUGUCUAUCCCUGCAUUCGAGAUGUUCAACACUUGCGGCUGGAAAGGUCAAGGUGUGACCUGUUUGGACAUAUUCAGAACUACGCUAACUGAAAAGGGGUUCUGUUAUACUUUCAACACCGUUGCAAAUAAUGAUUUGCUACGCAAAAGUGAGAUAGAUCCAAGGUACAAUCUGAACUCGGAAACUCGAUCAUCAGAUUGGGAGCUCGAUAAAGGUUUCCAGGAAAGCAUAGGGGUAAACUCUUUCCCACGUCGAACUGCGACCGGAGGAUAUCUGAACAGUCUCCUAGCCACUCUCAUAGCCAACAAGAGCGAUUUGGACUACCUUUGUGGGGAUUCGUUUCAAGGCUUCAAAGUGAUGCUUCACAUGCCCGACGAAUUCCCACUGGUUUCCCAUCAGUACUUUCGAGUACCCUUGGAUCAAGAACUGAUCGUGACCGUGACUCCCGUCGUUAUGGGCACCGAUGAUCGCGUGCGACAUUAUCAACCAGAUAAACGUCAAUGCUACUACACUCACGAGCGUUAUUUACGUUUCUUCAAAAUCUACAAUAAAGUCAACUGCGAAACCGAAUGUUUGACGAACUAUACUUUCAAUCUAUGCGGGUGUGUCCAAUUCUGGAUGCCGCAUCCCAAAGGAUCCCCGGUCUGCUCGCUGCAUGACAGCCCAUGCUAUCAGUCAGCAGUGUCGCACAUUUCGAAAAUGUCGGCGCGUAAUAAAGCGAAGGUAAACGAUGAUCUACCUGCGGCAUCAUGCAACUGUCUUCCAACGUGCAACUACGUCGAGUAUCGAACACAAGUGUCACAGGCGAAGUGGAACUGGCAGAAUGGAGAGUACUUCAACUAUAUGGAACGAAAACCGAUGACUAGCGGAGUGCACCAGUCGAAGAUGGUGAUCUACUUCAGGGAGGCGGACUUUAUUCCGCUGGUGCGCAAAGAAAAAAGCAGUAUUAGCGGAAUGAUCGCCAAUUGCGGUGGGCUGAUGGGUCUGUUUAUGGGGGUCAGUAUACUAAGCUUGGUCGAAUUGAUAUACUAUUGUACGUUAAGACCAAUCGCAAUGUGGAUGCUGACUAAGCAGAAGAUUUCUACCACAAACAAAGCGGAAUCAUCGAGCCGGUGUGAUUGUGGUAGCAUCCGAGGGUGAAGCAGGGCUUUGUAGUGUUAAUGAAUGAAUUAUUUGGCCGGAAAAUUGAUAGAAAACAUUUAAAUAUUGAAUUAGUUUGCUCAGAUAA
Messenger RNA from Armigeres subalbatus, 1976 nucleotides. Its product is annotated as pickpocket protein 28-like. Gene Ontology annotation, molecular function: ligand-gated sodium channel activity. Bases 206 to 1888 code for a protein of 560 amino acids. Gene Ontology annotation, cellular component: plasma membrane. Gene Ontology annotation, biological process: sodium ion transmembrane transport. Lineage: Eukaryota; Metazoa; Arthropoda; Insecta; Diptera; Culicidae. The transcript is spliced from 5 exons. The record is from RefSeq and is a predicted model, not a curated record.